This is a messenger RNA of Culex pipiens pallens (northern house mosquito), 1681 nucleotides long. Its product is annotated as calreticulin. Gene Ontology annotation, molecular function: calcium ion binding. The record is from RefSeq and is a predicted model, not a curated record. NCBI's taxonomy places the organism in Eukaryota, Metazoa, Arthropoda, Insecta, Diptera, Culicidae. The coding region runs from base 132 to 1361 and encodes 409 amino acids. The transcript is spliced from 3 exons. Gene Ontology annotation, biological process: protein folding. Gene Ontology annotation, cellular component: endoplasmic reticulum; endoplasmic reticulum membrane.
CCCAAACGGUCAUUCGUAGUCGGAACGUCAAGCGGUGCAGUGGUCUCUCUGUUGUGCAAAGCAAAGGGGGGUCUCGACUCCAAACUUCUAGAAUCUUCACAAAGUAGUGUGUUAAUUUUUGCUGGUCCAAAAUGCGCACCUUCGGAACGGCACUGGCCGUGCUAUCGGUGGCCGCCCUGGUGGCAGCCGAGAUCUACUUCGAAGAAGGCUUCAAGGAUGACUCCUGGCAAAAGACCUGGGUGCAGAGUGAACACAAGGGCGUCGAGUACGGCAAGUUCGAACAGACCGCCGGAAAGUUCUUCAACGACGCCGAAGCCGACAAAGGUCUUCAAACGUCCCAGGAUGCCCGCUUCUACGCUCUGUCGACCAAGUUCAAGCCCUUCUCCAACAAGGACGACAACCUGGUGAUCCAGUUCUCGGUCAAGCACGAGCAGAAUAUCGACUGCGGCGGUGGAUACCUGAAGGUGUUCGACUGCAGCGUUGACCAGAAGGAUCUGCACGGAGACACCCCGUACCUGGUCAUGUUCGGCCCGGACAUUUGCGGUCCCGGAACCAAGAAGGUGCACGUCAUCUUCAGCUACAAGGGCAAGAACCACCUGAUCAACAAGGACAUUCGCUGCAAGGACGACGUCUACACCCAUUUCUACACGCUGAUCGUCAAGGCCGACAACUCGUACGAGGUGUUGAUCGAUAACGAGAAGGUCGAGUCCGGUUCGCUGGAGGAUGACUGGGAUUUCCUGCCGCCGAAGAAGAUCAAGGAUCCGGAAGCCAAGAAGCCGGAAGAAUGGGACGACCGUGCCACCAUUGCCGAUCCGGACGACACCAAGCCCGAGGACUGGGACAAACCAGAGCACAUUCCGGAUCCGGAUGCCACUAAGCCCGACGAUUGGGACGAUGAGAUGGACGGCGAGUGGGAGCCACCGAUGAUUGACAACCCGGAGUACAAGGGCGAAUGGAAACCCAAGCAGAUCGACAACCCCAGCUACAAGGGCGUCUGGGUUCACCCGGAGAUUGACAACCCGGAGUACACCGAGGACAAGGACCUGUACCUGCGCGAGGAGGUCUGCGGCGUUGGUCUGGAUCUGUGGCAAGUCAAGGCCGGUACCAUCUUCGACAACUUCCUGAUCACCAACGACAUUGAAGCUGCCAACAAGGCCGCUGCCACCUUCAAGGAAACCCAGGAGGGCGAGAAGAAGAUCAAGGAAGCCCAGGAAGCCGAGGAGCGCAAGAAGGCCGAAGAUGAAGCCAAGGCCGCCGAAGACGCCAAGGACGACGAAGAUCUGGACGAUGAAGACGAUGAGGACAGCCAUGCUGGCCAGGCGACCGAAAUCGACGAAGAGGAAGGACACGACGAGCUGUAAACUGCCUGCCCCACAGCACCGACGUCGUUGAAGUCGUUCUCUCUUUCUCAGGAUGUGCAUUUAGCGUCACCCCCGUCGUCAUAACUUAUUGAUCUUUAGUUUCUUUUCUUCUUACAAUCGUUCCAUCUCCUUCUUUUUCUUUUUUCUUCCCUUUUUUUGGUUAUGUGUGAGCAAAACCCCGCAUCAGUAAUAAGUACGACUAUGUUCAAAUAGUCACUCUGUUUUGCUUUCAAGUCAGCAACUUUUAUAAAAGAAACACACAAAAAAUCGCUGCGUCAACUAACAACAAAACAAAAAAAAAGUGGGACACCCUUAAUAAG